AUGAGUGCUCAAGAGUCAGCCAAUGCCAACAAGGAACCGGGGAGCAAUGGUCCCCCAUCCACAUCUGACAUCACCACCCAGAGGCCUGGUUCACCUCCAGUCACGAUCAAGAAGGAACCGGGCUCUGCGGAAACAACCAAUGAAAAAUCUGGAGACAGCAACCCGGCAGAAAUAUGCAUUGGCGGAAAUAACGUCAAACUGAGCGGAGGCAGAUCUUGCAGGGGCCAGACCGAGGGGUUAGUCAUGAGUGCUCAAGAGUCACCCAAUGCCGACAAGGACCCGGGGAGCAGUGGGAGCAAUGGUCCACCUUCCACGUCCGUCAGCACCCAGGCACGUGGCUCAUCUCCAGUCACGAUCAAGAAGGAACCGGGCACCGCGGAGACGACCAAUGGCACAUUCGGUGACGCCAACCCAGCAGAAAUCUGCGUCGUCAUCGGCGGAAACGACGCAAAACUGAGUGGAGGCGGAUCUCGCAGGGGCCAGACCGAGGGUAUGUUUGCCCUUGGUACUCCUCCUCCAACCAAGAGCACAGACUCAUGCAUAGGUUCCUAUGUGUGCGGGGUUUGUGGGAAGAAGUACAAGUAUUACAACUGCUUUCAGACGCAUGUCAGGGCACACAGAGAGUCUGAGAGCAUGGUUGCAGAUCUUCCACCAACGCCCAACAGUGGCUUCCGUUACUCCUGUGACAUCUGCGGCAAGAAGUAUAAAUAUUACAGCUGCUUCCAAGAACACCGUGACCUGCAUGCAGUGGAUGAUCCUUAUGAGCAGGUCAUGAUACCCAUCGAUGGCCUUAAAGAGGAGGAGCCGGUUGAAUCCUAUCAUAAAGUUGGACCAAAAACGGGCAGUUUUGUUUGCGAGUUCUGCGGGAAGCAGUACAAAUAUUUCAACCCAUACCAAGAGCACGUUGCCCUCCACACACCCAUGAGUUCCUUUGAUGUGAAGGCAUCUCAGGUGCAAGAGUGCGGGAGCUUGGACAUGAGUAAAUUUAGCCACAGCCAAACUGAUAAGAUAAAGAGCAGUCAGUUCAGAUGGAAACUGGAGAAUGCAUUACAGUCCAGCCUGGUUGACACAAACAGUUCACAGAAUUCAAGUGGCACGCCGAGCCCUCUGGUGGCCACUUCUUUCCCUACACCUCAGAAACCCUACACUUGUGGUGCCUGUGGCAUCCAGUUCCAGUUCUACAACAACCUGCUGGAGCACAUGCAGUCGCACGCUGCUGACAACGAGAACCAUACCAAAGGAGACUCUCCAAAACCCUCCUCAGCCUCGGGUCCUCAGGAGCCGCUCUGGAGAGUGACUCCAGCUCAGGCCCACCACCCCUCAGUCAAACUACAGAUUCAACCUCAAAGUCUCGUCCAGAGGAACCACAAUGUCACUCAAAAUAAUGGGCUACCUGAGAAGGAGCGUCUGCAGGUGGCUGAGCGUCUCUUACGGGUAAUGUGUUCUGAUUUGAACAUGCUCAACGUGCUCAACAGCAAGGACUUCCUCAAGCUGGCGCAAACGCUGGUGGACACGGGGGCACGUCACGGUGCCUACUCCACUCGUGACGCCCUCGGCAACAUGAGUGCCUUGGCGCUUCGUCAGCUGCCCCGCAUGUACAACCAGGUCAAAGUUAAGGUGACGUGCGCUCUUGGCUCCAACGCCUCGCUAGGAAUCGCAGUCACCUGCCACUCCCAGGCCUCAGGACCGGACGCUUGCUAUGUUCUGACGGCGUACCAGGUGGAGGGCUCGAGACUCAAACGAUAUGUGCUAGGCGUGCGGGAGGCCGAGCUCAGGGAAGGGCCGGAGCAGAUUCACCACUGGGUCCAGAAUGUGCUGUCUGAGUUUGUGAUGUCAGACAUUCGCACCGUCUAUGUGUCAGAGCCCCGUCUGGUGUCGGCGGCUGGAUUAGGGGCGCUCGGAGGAAGGGGCCGGAUAUGCUUGCGCUGUGCGGGUUGUUCGCUCGGCGCUGUGGUCCAGGCCGUCCUGGGUAAGCGAAGCCUGCAGGCUCGUGGACUUCAUGAGUUGGCCGAACUCCUCACCACAUGCAAGGACAUCUCCGCCUCCACUACGUUGGGGGUCAGGCAGGAGCAGUACACCAAUACUUCCCCAAGCACCAAUGAAGGAGCUCAGGGGAGUGCCGCCCAGUGCCCCACACCUCCGUGCUGGGACCAAACGACCGAGGCACUUCUGAACGUCCACGCCCACUUUGAGCACAUCUGCGAGACAUACGGACGCAACAAGUCCACAGCACCGCUGCUCCAGGGCCUGAACAAGCAUUUGCUAGGCACGUUGACAUGCCUGUUGGCUCCUCUGCGCCUGGCAGCACUGGAGCUGAGCAGCCAGAGGAGACCCACCCUGCAGCAAGUGCUUCCCGUCUACCUUCGCUUGGAGAAGUUCUUCACUUCCAAAGCCGGAGAAGCAGGAACCGGCAUGGCCAGCAAACUGUGCCAUUAUUUCCUAGAAGCCCUAAAGGAGAACUUUAAGGUUGAGCGGGUCCACCAGGUAGCAAUGGUGUUGGACCCUCAGCUGAAGUUACGUUCAGUUCCUGCUUACCAGCAUGAGGACAUCAUUUCCCGAGCAUGUGAACUUACUGCCGAACCCAGGGACGGGGGCAUGACCGGUUCCGGGGCGUCGUGUGGCGAUGAACGGGAGAGUGACGGCCCGCCGAUGCCCAAAAUAACCCGAGUCGAAGGAGCCGGAAACAACGGCGGCCUCACGAGGGUGACUUUGUCCGGCAAUGAUGAGAGUCACAGCCUGGUCAGGCAAGAGAUCUUCCAGUACCUGGCGGAGCCUCUCCUCCAAGGCACCACCGAUCUCUUCCACUACUGGAGCUCGACGGUGGGCGACAAAUUCCCUCGGCUCGCCCGCCUGGCCCUGUGGCUCCUGGCUGUGCCUGCGGUGGGCGUACGGAGCGAAUGCAUAACUGUGUGCGAGCAGAGCUUGGCCAUGAAAAGGAGGCAGCAGGUAACCGCUGAAGAAAUGAACAAACUAAUUUUCCUUCGCUCCAACAUGGGCUAA
Messenger RNA from Nerophis lumbriciformis (worm pipefish), 3000 nucleotides. The record is from RefSeq and is a predicted model, not a curated record. Lineage: Eukaryota; Metazoa; Chordata; Actinopteri; Syngnathiformes; Syngnathidae.